Manacus vitellinus (golden-collared manakin) is the source of this 878-nucleotide messenger RNA. RefSeq lists its product as uncharacterized. Lineage: Eukaryota; Metazoa; Chordata; Aves; Passeriformes; Pipridae. The record is from RefSeq and is a predicted model, not a curated record. Bases 47 to 754 code for a protein of 235 amino acids. The transcript has 2 exons.
CGGGACACCCCUGGGCAGUGGCAGCCCCCCAGAUAGGAGCACCCCCAUGGAUGUGGACGUCACCCCGGCACUUAACAUCAGCCUGGCCAGUGACGUCUCCAUGGAGGAGGACGCCCCCCGCGGCUGCGACCUCUCGCUGGCCAGCGAUGUCUCCAUGGAGGAGGACCCCGCCCGCGGCUGCGACCUCUCGCUGGCCAGCGACGUCCCCAUGGAGGAGGACACCUCCCCGCCCAGGCACACCACCGCCAGCCAUUCAGCCGCACUCCAGGUCCAAGCCAUCAGGGACCCGGGGGCGACUCCAGCCAGCCGCGCUCUGCUGCGGGGGAAGGUCCUGCCGAAGGGGACUCAGGGGCACUUGGGUUGCUCCCCGGGGGCUGCAGGGACCAGCCAGGAUCAUGGCAGCAGCGUCCCCGUGCCCACAGACCGUGGGGGCACCAGCAGCACCAGCGGCACCAGCCCCCAGCACAAGAUCCCCUCGCUCUGCCCGCCGAAGAAGAUGCCCCAAAAUGCCUGCGGUGUCCCCAAGCCUUCCCAAGCCGUCCUGAGCACGGGGCACCGCCACGCCAUCGGCACGAAGCCUCAGGACUCCCAGCAGCACGUGGGGACAGACCUGCCACCACCGCAGAGCAGCGUCCCCCCACACGACACCAAGCUGGAAAGGCGGGGGACGAAGAGGAAGAGGGGCUCGGAGCCGGGGGCUGCCAGCAAGAUCAAGGCUCCCGCAGCCGGGGCUGGGGCAGAAAGACUGGCUUAGGCCUCUUAAAGGGAUAGAUCGUUUGGGGAUCUAUCCCAGUUUGAGGGAUAGGUCGUUUGGGGACCUAUCCCAGCUUGAGGCAUAGAUCGUUUGGGGAUCUAUGCCAGGGGGAGGGAUAGAUCGU